GAUCAAACAGUCUCUCGUGCGCACGAGCCGCGCCUCAUGAACUUUACGCGAGCAUCUUCCUGAUUUCCAACUUAUUUUCAUCUGACAUCAGGGCACUUUACCCGGAAUCGCCUUUUUCAGAAUUUAGGACAUGAAACGUGAUUUAGAAAAGACCAAUGCGUAGCUCCUGCGGAUUACGCGGAGGGGAAUACAUCCACCUAGUGCAUCUGACCACUCGACUCGUCUGCCUCAUGCACAUUUACUCACACUACACAAGCAAAAAAGAAAUCGCGAAGAUGCUGUGGAGCGACACACGCUUCAAUCAGGAAGCAGACGCACAUGAAGAGGAGAUGCACCUGCGACUUGCAUGGAUACGAUGAUUGACGUUCAACUCGGGAAAGUUUCUAAGGAAGACAUUGCCAAAUUGUGAAAAAAUAAAAAAGUAUUAUGCCUAUCUUGAAUCCUGCAUUCGUGUGGAUGCCCUUGGCAUGAAGUACUCAGGUGUCCUCUGGGUCCUGUAACGUUACUCCACCAGGCGCAUCGCCAUCAGUCCAGUUCUAUGCGCCCUCCGCCUGCUCACACGCCGAUCUGUUUACGAGCCGAGCGAAGGAGGGAUGCAUAGUCGAGACAGAACACCUUUCACAUCAAGGCUUCGGCCAUUUCUGUUAGGCCACUGCUUUUUCUCGUCAUUUCUUCUUUUAUGCCAGGCUGAGCUUCAGAGGUCAUGCUCACAGCUUGGCUCUCAGAGACGAGGUGAACACUGCCAGUCGCUGUGCCACUGCAGAUACUACCCACCUCUACCUCCUCCACCUCCACCUCCUCCCCCUCCUCGGCUACUCAUCCCCACAGUGGCUGAGCCUCCGGUUCCUCUGCUAAGGCCAUGGUGGAUGGACUUCAUUGUGGUUGUGACAGUAGGGUGCACCUCGGCUUUCUUACUGCUUUUAAUUCUUCUCAUCUGCUUCAAGGCCAUUAAACGGAAACCUCUUAAAAAAGAGGAAAAUGGCACCAGUCGUGGAGAAUAUGCCAUGAGCUGCCGCAAGAAAAAGACCACUAAUAACGUUGUAGUGUAAAACUGACACACAUUAAGAGUUAAUGACGUCUCUGCAUUGCUGCAGUCUCAGCACUCACUGACCCAACGUGCAGCAGAAGUGCAAACCCAAAUGUACUUCCGAUGUCAAAGCAAAGAACGGAAAGCAAGACAAAGGUUAACUUGUUGGAAGACAGCAGCCUGGGCUGUUACACUACUGCUCUGCUCUCUCAGAGAUCCACUUCCAUGCACAACCUGACAAACUGUGGCAUAAAGACAAUGACAUAUAUUUGCAUGUUUUUUUUUUUUGUUUGUUUGUUUUUUUUAUUUCAAUGCUAAUAUACUAAUAUAUAAUACCAGAUGCUUUAUUUUACUUUUGAUGCACUGGUCUCAAAUCUGAUUUCUACGCAUAGCGUUUUCUAUUUAUUUAAUAAAUUAUGAUUAUUUAUUUUGUCGACAUUGCUGUGGGACACUGCAUGUCUUCUAAUGUGAAGAUGUAAAAAAAAAAAAAAGAAAGAAAGAAAGAAAAGAAAAAGAAAUGGCUGUUGUUCAGCUGUAUCUAUGACUUUGCAUGGUUUAUUGUGCACACCUCCUUGUAGAAAUUUUGUACUCAUACUAUCAUAUGUUCAAAAGAUUGGUUGCCUUGCACAGUCAAGGCUGUGGAUUCAUAUUUGUGAUGUAUUUAUAAAUGUUUAUGUGAUAUAACAUUGAGACAAGCCUAUGCACAGAUACUUACACAACAUGUUACAUCAUCGUUCAAGGAUGAACCCUGGAGGUCUUUCCUGGUGUUCUGCAUUAUGUCUGUGGUAUAGCAUGGUUUCAUAUUUGCGAUGAGACUAAAAUGCCUGUCUUGUAUCCUCCUUAAGGCUAGCAUUCUAAACACUCCUUUGUCUGUGCAACUUUCUAGUGAUUACAAGGACAGUGGACAAUCAUGCAGGAGGCAGUCGUUCAUGUUCAGAUGUGAUUACAUACUAAUUGUUCUCUUCACAAUCCACCAGACAAGGGCCCUUCCACAAAAGUCUACUGAGAUGCCUGAUGAACAUUAGUACUUUACUGAUGAAUGAUUGCAAGAAAGAUUUCAUGUGCGCUAAACUUCAUGUAGGCUGCCAUCAGAAAGAUAAUGAAUGUCUGUAAUGUUCCUGAUGUUAUAAUGACAGUAUAAUACGUAUCUAUAUGCAUUAUAUGCAUUACAGUUGGUUUGUAUUAAUGGUUCAAACAUCAUGUUCUGUGUCUGAGUGCUGUCUCUCUGUCUAUAUAACUACACUUGUGAAAGUUGUUCUCAUCUGCACUGUAUCCUAAAAAAUCUCAAACAACUAUAUAUAUAUAUAUAUA
Messenger RNA from Hemibagrus wyckioides, 2338 nucleotides. RefSeq names its product proline-rich membrane anchor 1-like. The record is from RefSeq and is a predicted model, not a curated record. Bases 594 to 1049 code for a protein of 151 amino acids. The transcript has 4 exons. NCBI's taxonomy places the organism in Eukaryota, Metazoa, Chordata, Actinopteri, Siluriformes, Bagridae.